Molecule: messenger RNA, 1200 nt
Organism: Aureobasidium namibiae CBS 147.97
Lineage: Eukaryota; Fungi; Ascomycota; Dothideomycetes; Dothideales; Saccotheciaceae
Exons: 4
Coding region: 1-1200 (399 amino acids)
Biological process (GO): GPI anchor biosynthetic process
Cellular component (GO): Golgi membrane
Molecular function (GO): glycosyltransferase activity
Source: RefSeq, a predicted model, not a curated record
AUGUGUAUCGUUGCAUGGCUGAUGGCAUUUGUGUACUGCAAGACUCAUUUCUACCGGGAUCCGGGCAGUGCAUUUUUCGAUGAGGAACGAGCUUUCACUCGACAGUACAGUGCGUACAGAGAGGAGCAGUCAACGACCUUUUUCGAAGAAGCUUCUGCGAAUGCCACCAAAGCAUCAGAGUCUCCCAGCCUGUGUGCUGUAUUCAUGUCCAUCAAAAGAACAGAAAAACAACCCUUAGAUUUAGCUGUCGCUAGUGCCCUACAAGGCCUAACGCCACAGGAAAGAGCAGACGUCAACAUUGGAGUGUUGUUCGCCCAUACAAACCCAGAAGAUCAUCCCAGCUGGCACAAUCCUCGACUUCACGAUUUAGUAGACGAAGCCUUCACAUACAAUCUGGCUCAAGAAGAUCACACGCUGUUACACGAAUGGGAGACUUCUCACAACUACGCGCACAAGGGCGUCUUUGAUUACAUCUACAGCCUUCAACAUUGUUUAAACACGACGGAAUCCCCAUACAUUGCAAUAUUCGAGGACGAUGUCAUUUUCGCUGAUGGCUGGCUCUCAUACACCCUCAACAAUCUUUCCAACCUUCGCAAGAAACUGGCAUCCAACCCUCAGAACUGGCUGUUUCUCAGGCUAUUCAACCAGGAACGUUCGACUGCAUGGGCAUCUAGAGAAAUAGGAGGAAAUCACGAGUUUGUCAUCACGAUCGCCAUGGCCAUUCCGUUAAUUGCUCUAGUCCUUAUCCUCAGAAACUGCUAUCCUGUCCUCUAUCGAUGUAUGGACAACUGGACGCUUGCAGUCGUGUGUCUUGUCAUCCUACCGGCAUUCAUCAUUCUCUUCUAUCAAGCAGGCAAAGCUUCCAUGCUUCCGCCUCGACCAGGCGUACGCGCAGAACCAUUUGGAUGCUGCACACAAGGCCUCAUAUUCCCCAGGAGUACAGCAGAGUUCAUCCUGGACAUACUCGAAGAGCGUGGCAGUGGCCAGCUGGAUAUUGUCUUGAACGAUAUAGCGCGCGAUCAAGGGCUCACACGCUAUGCGCAAUAUCCGGUCAUGAUGCAACAUCUGGGCAAGAACUCUGUACGAAAUACAGUGAAUCGUGAGGCACAAGCCGUAUGGAGCAUGACUUUCGAACAGCUGUCGCCAUAUCAGCUUGAACAACAACAUCUCGAAAUGAAUCGACUCAGAUACGGUGCAUGA